AUCCUGCCUGAGAGGCGGUGGGAGGAGGAGGAGCGCAGGUCGGUGGGGAGCAACGGCUCCGGAUCGGUGUCCAGCAGACAAACACGGCGCUCCACGGCAGCAGAACUGUUGCCCAGAGGCAGAAGAUGAGUGGAGCCCUUCAGAACAACAAGCCAAGCAACACGGCAAUGAACCUGAUUGCAAACGAGCGCACAGAGAUGUGGGGGGGUGGGAGUAACUUCAUAGCUGGCGUCUUCAUCCAGGCAAAGAACAAGAAGCUGAGCAUCUACGAUGCCAUGAUCAGGGGGGUCCUGACGCCGGGCACAGCCCUGGUGCUGCUGGAGGCACAGGCUGCGUCGGGGUUCCUCACCGACCCCAUGAGCAAGGCAAAGCUGUCAGUGAAAGAGGCGCUGAGCACGGGACUCAUCGGCAGAGAUUUCUAUGAGAAGCUGCUGUCAGCAGAGGGAGCCGUGACCGGGUACACGGAGCCGUACACGGGACACAAGAUCUCCCUCUUCCAGGCCAUGCAGAAGGAGUUCAUCGUGAAGGAACAUGCCAUCCGCCUGCUGGAGGCCCAGAUCGCCACCGGCGGCAUCAUCGACCCCACCAACAGCGAGCGUCUCCCUGUGGAGGUGGCCCACCAGCGUGGCUACUUUGACCAGGAGAUGUGCCAGUUCCUUCUGAACCCUAAGAACCAAACCAGAAGUUGUUUCGACCCCAACACGCAUGAAAAUCUCACUUACACGCAGCUCCUGCGCCGCUGCGUGCCCGACCCCGACACGGGGCUGCUCAUGCUCCACGUGAUGGACAAGGGCUCGGUGCUCUUCCAGCUCAACAAGGAUGCCCGCAAAGCCCUGCAGGCCGCCUGCACCACCGUCAGCGUGGGGCUCUUCCAGGGCUCUUCCAGCGUCACCGUCUGGGAGCUCCUCUUCUCUCGCUACGUCUCUGAUCACCAGAGAGAGGAGCUGCUGAGGAAAUACAAAGUGGGGACAGUGACCAUCCCAGAGAUGAUCAUCAUUCUCACCAGCAUCAUCACCAGGGUGGAAACGGGAAAUGGAGAUCUGAGCUCAUCCACAGCAACAGCCAACAGUGAGAUAGGAGAGUCACAGCCGGUGCAGGACACGCGCUCCCAGGAGCAGCAGUUGAGGAAGUCUUUAAAGUCUGCAACCGUCUACGUUACUGCUGGUGAGUUCCAGGGGCAAAAUGUCUCCUUGCUGGAUCUCCUCUUUUCCACAUACAUCCCUCAGGAGAAGAGGCAGGAGCUGCUGGAGCUGUACAGGGCAGGGAUACUGAGCACAGAACAGGUGGCUGCUGCCGUCAGCGCCAUCAUAAACAAAACAGAAGCUGCAAAUAUCACACCCACGGCAAAUGCUGGGAAUCCACAGAAAGCAGUGUCAAGGACAGAGGAAAAUGGAGACGGUUGUUCAGCACAAGAUAAUGUCUUGAAGUCUACCACCAUUGACAUCCCAGCCGGUGAGUUCUCUGUGUGGGACUUGCUCUUCUCCGACUACAUCCCUGAGGACAAAAGGCAGGAGCUCCUGGAGCUGUACCGUGGAGGGAUAUUAACCCUGGAGCAGGUGGUAACUGUUGUCAGCACUCUCAUUAAGAAAAAAGAAUCUACAGGCAGGAAGUUCCAAAUUACAGUGAAGCAUUCCAGCAAGGACACUGCUCCAGCGGCCAGAGAGAAGGAUGACGAGUCCUCCAAAGAAGAACCAUGGGAAACAGCCUUGAAAACCACAGCUGUCGACAUGGAGGUUGGGGAGUUUCGGGGCCACAAGGUCUCUGUGUGGGACCUGCUCCACUCCAAGUACAUCCCUGCAGAGAACAGAAAGGAGCUGCUCGAGCUGUACCAGGCAGGAGAGUUAACCCUUGAGCAGGUGAAAACCGUUGUCAGCACCAUUGUGGCCAAGACAGAAGCUGCAAAGGCAGAGCACUCAGCACGUGUGAGCAGUCCAAGGGCAGAAACAGCCAUCACAGAAGCGGAGCACACCCAUCACCUGCAGGAGGACAGGGCCUGGGAGGAAACCUUGAAGUCCACCACAGUGGAGAUGGCAGUGGAUGAGUUCCAGGGGAGACGAGUCUCCGUGUGGGACCUGCUGACCUCUGACUGCCUCCAUGAGGACAAAAGGCAGGAGCUCCUGGAGCUGUACCGUGACGGGACACUGCCCUUGGAGCGGUUAAUAACUGUUGUCACCACUCUCAUUAAGAAAAAAGAAUCUACAGGCAGGAAAUUCCAAAUUACAGUGAAGCAUUCCAGCAAGGACACUGCUCCAGCGGCCAGAGAGAAGGGUGAUGAGUCCUCCAAAGAAGAACCAUGGGAAACAACCUUGAAAACCACAGUUGUCGACAUGGAGGUUGGGGAGUUUCGGGGCCACAAGGUCUCUGUGUGGGACCUGCUCCACUCCAAGUACAUCCCUGCAGAGAACAGAAAGGAGCUGCUCGAGCUGUACCAGGCAGGAGAGUUAACCCUUGAGCAGGUGAAAACCGUUGUCAGCACCAUUGUGGCCAAGACAGAAGCUGCAAAGGCAGAGCACUCAGCACAUGUCAGAGGUCCAAGGGCAGAAACAGCCAUCACAGAAGCGGAGCACACCCAUCACCUGCAGGAGGACAGGGCCUGGGAGGAAACCUUGAAGUCCACCACAGUGGAGAUGGCAGUGGAUGAGUUCCAGGGGAGACGAGUCUCCGUGUGGGACCUGCUCUCCUCUGACUGCCUCGCUGAGGACAAAAGGCAGGAGCUCCUGGCGCUGUACCGUGACGGCACGCUCACCACUGAGGAACUCGUCAGGGCUAUCAGCAGCACUGUGACACUCAGCAGAGAAAGAUAUCUCACAGCCCUGCCCCAGCAGACAAUGGAUCUCCUCCAGUCUGAAGGCUCUUACAUUACCUUUGGGCAGUUCCAGGAGCAGAGGGUGUCGGUGUGGGAGCUCCUCUCCACCAAGCAGGUCUCCGAGUACAAACGAGAAGCGUGCCUCGACAUUUACGGCACGGGAGGGCUGACUGUGAACAAGAUCACCAUCACUACCACUGUUGUCACGGGCACGCAGGGAAAGAAGAGGCAGCACCAGGACCCCUAGCACCACCCACCCCAGAGGAGGAGAGAGCUCUGCCUCAUGCGGAAAAUACCACCUGGGCGCUGGUGAGGGUUGGCUCUCCAUAAAGCACAAUUACAGGCAGGGAACAGUGGUGUUGAAGGGGUGUGCCUGGUUAAACUCCCUCCUGUCUCAA
Gallus gallus (chicken) is the source of this 3204-nucleotide messenger RNA. Its product is annotated as epiplakin-like. The record is from RefSeq and is a predicted model, not a curated record. Gene Ontology annotation, biological process: wound healing; intermediate filament bundle assembly. NCBI's taxonomy places the organism in Eukaryota, Metazoa, Chordata, Aves, Galliformes, Phasianidae. The coding region runs from base 126 to 3053 and encodes 975 amino acids. Gene Ontology annotation, molecular function: keratin filament binding; structural molecule activity. Gene Ontology annotation, cellular component: cytoplasm; cytoskeleton; membrane. The transcript is spliced from 2 exons.